Molecule: messenger RNA, 3312 nt
Organism: Drosophila virilis
Lineage: Eukaryota; Metazoa; Arthropoda; Insecta; Diptera; Drosophilidae
Source: RefSeq, a predicted model, not a curated record
AGUCGAGCACGAACACUAAGGAAUUUUUCAGUGGUGUCUGUGUCUGUGAAUUUAUAUUUGGGGUAAAAAAAACUGUGUGCGUUUAUUUUGUUUAUAAAUUUUAUUGCAAAUACGGCACAUAAAUACAUAGCGCGUACACACACACCAACACACACCAAUUCAAAAGUGCGCUUAUCAAUGAAUUGAAUUGAAUUUGAGGCAGCAGCAGCAGCAAGAAGCACGCCAGCGCCAACGAAGUGAAUUUUUCGAGGGAACGGAAAAAAAUGGCGCCCGCCUCAGCCACAGAAGCAAGUUGACUUUCUUUUCGGUGUGUGUAGUUCGUCGCCGCACUCGUCGCUCGUUUUCGUCGCAUAUUUGUCGCGAUCAAAUAGUGAAAAAGAGAGAAAUAUUGCAAAUUGCAUCAAAAACGCGACGUCGACGUACAGCAGGAGGCUAGUAUUUUGUACGUGAUUUUGUAUAACUACAUACAUAUACAUAUAAUACAAAUACAAGCAACAGAAAAGUGCAAUUACAUUUGCGUUUGGAAAUUUUGCGCUUUUUUCUCUUUCGCCUCCCCCUUUUUCUGCUUUGCCUCAUUUAUAAUGUGCGCUGCACAGAGCAAUCCGCCGCCCUUCGGCUACACUUGGGGUUUUGCAGACAACGGCAAUCGUGCCGCAGAAUCAGUUUUGGAGAUAUCGCCAAAUAUUAACUACACUGUCAGUGGGGAAUCGAUGCCCUAUCUGUUAUCCACGGAUGGAUCAUUGGCCGUACAAAAGGAUGUUAAAGGUGCACUCAGCAGCAAUAAGGGCAAUGUCGUUCGGCGCAUGUUCGUGGUGAACGAUUCCUCAUUUGCGCCCGGAACACAAAGAGUAAUUACCACAGGCUCCGCAUCGACGGUGGUCAAAAAACAGGACUCUGGUCAACAGGUGUUGAGCAUAAAUUCGCUCGAUAAGAACUAUCUUUUGGUCGAUCAGGCAACAGCGGCAGCAGCUGCGGCUGCAGCAGGUGGAGGUGAUCCGGCGUCUGCUGCACAUCAUCAUACAUUGACAAAUGGCAGCAUUGUUGAUGCCAAAACUGGACAAACGGUAUUGACCACAUCGGGUGCUGCCGCGGCCGCGGCCAAAUCGCAUUUUAGCUCAAUUGGUGCACUGCAUCUGACCCAAGAGGAAUGCAAUGAGAUCUUAAUCAAGCGCGCCAUUGCAGCCGGCCACGGCCACCAUCAGACGCACACAAUCACCGCUGGCGACGGAGCGCACCACCACCACCACCACCACCAUCAUUCGACGGCGCCAGGCGCGACACCAAGUUAUUGUUCCGUUGGCGGUGCAACAACACUCUUAGGUGACAUACUUCCUGGUAUUUCAGUUCAAGUACAGAAAGUAAUACAAGGACUCGAAGAGAACGAGGACUCGCAGGGCGACGCACCCAACUUAAAGUUGGAGCCAGGCACAUUAGAAUUGUCCCCAAAGACCGAACUACAGGAAUCAAUGCAUUUCAGCGAAACCGACGCCACCAUCAAAAAGGAGCGCCCGUACAGUUGUGACGAGUGCGGCAAAUCCUUUCUGCUCAAACAUCAUUUGACAACACACGCACGCGUGCACACAGGUGGCGAACGUCCACACAUUUGCACCCAUUGCGGCAAAAGUUUUGCGCACAAACAUUGUCUAAAUACGCAUCUACUGCUCCAUUCGACGGAUCGGCCAUAUCAGUGUCAGGAGUGCAAGAAGAGCUUUACGCUUAAGCAUCAUCUGUUGACGCAUUCGCGUGUCCAUAGUCGGGAGCGGCCAUUUGUGUGCCAGGAGUGCGGACGUGCAUUUCCCCUCAAGCGUCAUCUGGUCACGCACAGUAAAUUUCACGCCGGCGAACGUCCCUACGUCUGCGAGGAAUGCGGUGAGAGUUUCGCACAGGAGAAUCACCUGAUUAUGCACUCGCGCUUUCAUGGUUCAUUGAAUCCAUUUGUUUGUGCUGAUUGCGGUGCCUCGUUUCCACGCAAAUUUCAAUUGGUUAAUCACGGACGCAUACACGGCAAGAUACCACACUCCUGCACAGUUUGCGGCAAAGAAUUUCUACAGAAGCGCACCCUAGUAUCCCACAUGAGGCGCGUACAUACCGGCGAGCAGGCGCAUCCCUGCGUCAGCUGCGGCGAAGGUUUCCUCACCAAGGCGGAACUGCAUCAGCAUGUCCGUGCGGCGCACAACGGCGUCAAUCCCAAUACGAGCAGUGCCACCAUUAUAGCCAAUCAACAGCAGAUACAACAGCCGCAUCAUCAUCCAGGACAUCCGCAGACGAUCACCGUUGUCAGCAAUCCGGCUAAUUCAACGCUGCUCACCGUCUCCACAACCGAUGCCAAUGGCGUUGCGCGUCCACAAUUCGUUUGCCGCGAAUGCGGCAGCGCGUUUAACAGCCGGGAGGCGCUCGCCUUGCACUUGCGACUGCACACGGGCGACAAGAGCCUUAUGACCGAUCUGUGCGCUUUGACAGCAGCGCUGCCCGGUCACUUUUUGAGCACGGCGAGCCUCAAUCCGGGCACUGUGGUAACGGCCAAUCCAAAUUUGGUGGGCCAGAGUCCGGUGCCGGUGCAAAUCAUAUCAUCCACCGGUCAGGUGAUGUCGCAGACCACGCUGGUGCAGGCCGCCAAUUCGACCCAUCCGCAAGCGGUUGUCACAGCCGUGCCCACAAUGCCCGUCCAUGGGCAACAGCAUCUGCAGCACAUCCAGCAACAGCAGCAGCAACAGCAUGUGGUCACCGUAUCGCCGGCCAACAAGCCAAAAUCGCAUUUCUGCGCCAGCUGCGGCAAGGGAUUCGCCGCCAAGCACGGCCUCAUGCAGCACAAUCGACGACAUCCAAACGGCGGCUGCACGGUGCGCACCCAUGUCUGCGAGUGUGGAAAGGCAUUCUUCCAAAAGAACCAUCUGAUGCUGCAUCAGCGCCAGCAUUUGGAAACAAAGCCAGCCAUAUCGCAGCAACAGGUAUGCUAAGUGCCCAGCCCAAGACCCAACAAGUCCCCACACCCAAUCCAUAGAUACUACCUACACACACACACAUAUAUAUAUAUAUAUACAUAUAAAUGUAUAUAUAUAUAUAUCUUCAAUUAUUCAAUUCAAUUUAAAUUAUUGUGUUUUCAAUUUGCUUUGAUUUAUAAAAAAAAAAAGAACGAAAAGAAAGAAAAAUAAAUUUAAAAACUGGCAUAGAUUAACAUAUAAUUUAAUUAGUUUUAUAUUAUGUGGGAGCAGUUAGUCUAGCCUCUAAGCUAUGCAAUUUAAUUUAGCUAUUAACUCGAACUAAGCAAUUGUUACCGAGUAUCAACAAUAACAAUAAUAAUAAUAUUAAAAA